AUGAGCACGGCGCAGUCAGAGCUCGCGGACCCGCCACAAGAUGGGAUAUCAGCCAUUCAGUUUGCUCCCUCCCACAAUUUACUGCUGGUCUCUUCGUGGAAUACCGAAGUAAGGAUGUAUGAUGUGGUGCAGAAUGCCAAACGUGCACAAUACAAUCAUCAGGCAGCAGCACUGGACUGUUGCUGGGGCACAGACCAAAAUCGAUGUUUUUCAGGGGGUGUGGACAAAUGUGUCAAGACAUACGAUUUCGCAUCAGAAACAGAAUCUGUGUUGGGGAACCAUGACAAGGCAGUCAAGGCUGUAUGUUGGCAAAAGGAGUUGGGGUGUUGCGUUUCUGGUAGUUGGGACAAACAAUUACGAGUGUGGGAUCUCCGCCAGACUGCUUGCGUUAAUACUACACUCUUGCCAGACAAGGUAACGAUCUUCUCCCUGCUUUUCCAUCAUAUUGUAGUCGGAACAGCUUCGAGGCACGUGUGGAUCUACGACGUUCGCAACCUCUCAGAACCCGAACAGAAGGCAGAAUCUUCCCUCAAAUUUCAAACGCGCUGCAUUCGAUGCUAUCCUGAUGGUACAGGGUAUGCCUUGAGCUCGAUCGAGGGUCGUGUUGCCAUGGAGUACUUCGACCCAGACGCUGCAUCUCAGGCCAAGAAAUAUGCUUUCAAAUGUCAUCGUGCGCAGGAUGAAAAAGGGAUCGACACAGUGUAUCCCGUCAAUGCUCUUGCAUUUCAUCCAACCUAUGGAACGUUCGCAACGGGUGGCUGUGACGGCAAGGUGAUCAUGUGGGAUGGUCAGAACAAGAAGAGGCUCCAGGCACCCUGGUCAUAUCCAACAAGCAUCGCUUCCCUGGCCUUCAACCCUACAGGCGCUAUGCUUGCCGUUGCGUCAUCCUACACCUUCGAGGAAGGAGAGAAGGAUGCUCCGCCGGAUCAGAUCUUCUUCCGUUCAGUGAACGAGUCAGAUGUUCGUCCUCGUGCCAAACAGGCGCAGUGA
Molecule: messenger RNA, 990 nt
Organism: Guillardia theta CCMP2712
Lineage: Eukaryota; Cryptophyceae; Pyrenomonadales; Geminigeraceae
Exons: 14
Coding region: 1-990 (329 amino acids)
Biological process (GO): mitotic spindle assembly checkpoint signaling
Cellular component (GO): kinetochore; bub1-bub3 complex; mitotic checkpoint complex
Molecular function (GO): ubiquitin binding
Source: RefSeq, a predicted model, not a curated record